Messenger RNA from Mesocestoides corti, 651 nucleotides. The record is from the annotation of a GenBank genome assembly. NCBI's taxonomy places the organism in Eukaryota, Metazoa, Platyhelminthes, Cestoda, Cyclophyllidea, Mesocestoididae.
AUGACCAAUACAAAUUCCGGCAGUCUUGACCUGAAGUUGAUGACAGGACACUUCUCCCAAUCUAUCGACAAUGAGGAUAUUGUCCUUGAAUUUUAUUGUGCCGGGCGGAUUAUGCACUUUGUGAUGAAGGAUGUUUACCAGAAGCUAUCGUCUUUAGAUGAUUUAAGAAAUUCGACUAAGCACCCCAGUGCUUUUUGUGAAAAUUUUAAAACAUUGAAGAAGAUGUGCUCGUUUGAAUCAGACCAAUACGAAGACAAUCGUCCUAAAUCGGGAGUUGAAUGCACGAUGGGCUGUCGAAACCUAUUGAGGCUGCAUCGCGCAUUACUUUUUAUUACCAAUCUGUUCGAAAGAGUUGGCACGGAUCCUCCCGAAAAGUCACUUUCGGAGUUGGCAAAGACGGCCUAUGAUGAAAGUCUUUCUGUGCAUCAUCCUUGGGCCGUACGUCAGGCAGUGAGCGUAGCCUUUCGAUUGCUGCCUAAUCGCAGCCAGUUUGUGGCCUCCAUUGUGGCUACUCAGCCUAAAGAAUGUCAGCUGACUGACGAAGCGUCGUGUCGCGAGUACCUUUUUAAUGUAACCUUGCCCACUCUUCGUAGGGUUUACAAGCUAACGGAGGAUAUAUUGGCUAAUGCCAAAAUGCUGGAGUUGCCCUAA